Messenger RNA from Drosophila persimilis, 615 nucleotides. RefSeq lists its product as uncharacterized. Bases 1 to 615 code for a protein of 204 amino acids. The transcript is spliced from 2 exons. The record is from RefSeq and is a predicted model, not a curated record. NCBI's taxonomy places the organism in Eukaryota, Metazoa, Arthropoda, Insecta, Diptera, Drosophilidae.
AUGGUAGAGAUUCACGGCCUUUUCAAUAGCCUGCUGGUGGUCAGCUGCGGCUGCGCACUGUACACCUUUGAUCCGGUAAGGACCCCGUAUGCCUACGGGGCGGCGGUCCUGUGUCUGUUCCACGGACUGCUGGGCGUGCUGCGUGCCGCUUUCAACGCUGACGACGACUGCAAUCGCCUGAGUGUGAUCUCAGCGGGAGUCAUGGAGAUUGCUCCGCUGAACCUGGUCAGCAUCGAACUGCACCUGAAGUCAUCGCAUCCCACCCUGGCAGUGGCCCACAGCUACUUUAUGGUGCCCCUCGCCUUGGACAUGAUGGCCAAAAUGAGCGGUACCAAGGACGUCUUCACGGAUAAGCUCAAGCAGCUCACAGUCCUGGCAAACCUGGCUUCACUGCUCUACCUGGCCAUCGAUUCGUCGAACAAUAUUUACGAAGCCAGCUAUGGCCUUUGCUGCCCACUUGAUACUCGAGGCCCACUGGAAAGAUCGGCCCUGGGCCAGGGACAGGGACAGGGACGGCCACUGGCACCCAAGCCAAAGCGCGUCAUUAGGCGAAAUGAUCGGAAAUAUCAGUGCAACAGUAUAACCGUUACGCUGCUGUGGCAGCAGCCACAAUGA